Messenger RNA from Centruroides sculpturatus (bark scorpion), 1182 nucleotides. RefSeq lists its product as uncharacterized. The record is from RefSeq and is a predicted model, not a curated record. Gene Ontology annotation, molecular function: nucleic acid binding; zinc ion binding. The coding region runs from base 1 to 1182 and encodes 393 amino acids. NCBI's taxonomy places the organism in Eukaryota, Metazoa, Arthropoda, Arachnida, Scorpiones, Buthidae. The transcript has a single exon.
AUGAGUAAUAAAACUAAGAUAAAACGUGUACAAGUGCAGGGGGGAGGGGCUGAGUAUCCUGACUCAAGCAUAGUUAAUAGUAGAUUGAGUAGAAGUUUGGAUGAAGACAGAGCGGUAAGUAGAGUUGAAGAGUGUGAUGGGAGUUCUAGUUUAAAAGAAGCGGAAAAGUUAUUAAUUGAGUUUAGAAGAUUUGCAUUAAACAAGGAAAAUAGGCUUUCUCGCGCAUUAUCGGGAUCUUUAAUAGAUAUAUUUGGAAAAGCAGUGGAUUUAGUAAGAUCAUUAACAUUGGAAAAUGAAAGGUUAUUAGGAAAACUUAGUAUGUGUUCUAAUGUGGAUAGGUUGGAGGUUCCGAUUACAUCAACACCAGUGCCAUAUUCGGAAGCUGUAAAAUCUAAAGUAGCAAGGUCUGAAAAGAAAGAAGGAGAUAAUGUGGUUUUAAUUAAGGGUUCUCAAAAUGAGGAUAGCGAUACUAUUAGGCAAAAAUUUUUAAGGGGUAUUAACCCGAUUAAUGAUAGGAUAAGAUUUCAAGCUAUGCGGAAGUUGCGAAAUGGCGGUAUAGUAGCGGUAUUAGCCACAAAAGAAGAUAGAGAUAGAUUGCUAAUGCAUGAUAUAAAUAAAAGUGAGGAUAUAGAGAUUUCAAUACCGGUUAGACGGAGACCCAGAAUAUUAUUGAUGGAUGUUCCUCGAGAAUUAGAAGUUCAGGAUUUGGUUCAAUUAUUAUAUAAGCAAAAUGGAGAUUUAAUUUAUGGUGAUGGAGUGAUGACUGAGGAUAUGUUUGUUAAAGAUUUUCAACCAUUGUAUAAAACUGGGAAAAAAAGAGAACUUUUAGUAAAUUGGGUAGUAGAAGUGGAUCCUAAGAUGCGUACAAGAGUAUUAGAACUUAAUAAGUUAUAUUUGGAGUAUCGUUGUUGUAAGAUAAAAGAUUAUUGGGAAAUUACGAAAUGUUAUCGAUGUCAAGUAUAUGGUCAUAUCGCGAGGUAUUGCAAAGAAGAACGGGAAAUAUGUUAUAAAUGUGGAGAGGAGGGUCAUCGCUCAAGAGAUUGUAAAAUAGAGGAAAUUAGGAAGUUAUGUAUCCCGUGUAAGAAAAUGGGCAAACAGUGUGGUCAUUAUUCAGGGGACAGAUUCUGCUUUGCUUAUCAGGUGGCAAUAACUAGGUACAAAAAUAGCAUUGAUUAUGGAUAA